AGCAGGAUAGAGUUUCUCCCGGUAACGGAUCCCUUUGACAGCCAUAGAUUCGGUUUCGCCUCCUCUGUGACUAACACUUCAGUAUACAUGUGACAUUUUACGGAGAGAAACAGGUAUCUAACCGAUUAUGAUUCAUUUGUUAUUUUUUCAAACUAUAAAAUAAACUCAUGGUGAUCGCCGAGUGUGCCUCGCGGUCGCUGCCCGGCGUCGUGUUACCUUCCUCGGGGCACCAUGGGCUCGUAAGAUGCCUUCGCUGUGGAAACGGAUAACGUUCUCGGUGGCUUCGGUGCUCUGCGUCGGCUCGGUGGCGCUCCUGGUCGUGGCCCUGUCCACAGAGCGGUGGGUCACCGGACGGAUCCUGUGUAAAACCGGGGCUGAGAUUGUGAACGCGUCCCAUCCGGAGAUGGAGCAGUUCAUUGGGGACAUUUACUACGGCUUGUUCCAGGGAGGAAAGACCAAGAAGUGCGGGCUCGGCAACAGACGCUCCAAAAUAUACAUUUUCCCAAAGCUUGUGCGGAAGUUGAACGGUGGUCUUCACAUGAUGGUGAUCCUCUUCCUGCUGGUGGCUGUGGGGUUUGCAUUGGUCAGUCUGUCUUUCUGCAUUUACAACGCACGCAAGGUUCCCUACCAGAGCAUUAAAGGGCACAAAGGACUCUACCUAUGGAACUUCAUUGCUGCUUUCUUCGGAGCCCUGGGCAUGCUGUGUUUCCUGGCAGCAGUGAGGCACCACAGUCUGACUGAGCGGGUGGCUAAUCAUCAGGAAAACCUCUUUGUGCUGGUUGUCCUGGAUAACAGCCUGGACUGGUCCUUCUGGUUGGGUGUAGGCAGCAUUGCCACUCACUUUGCUGUCUGUGGAGUGGUUGCCAUGAGCCGGAUAAAACUGCCCAAAUCGGAGAUCAAGAAACCUGAAGAACCAACCAUCGCCGCUCUGGACCUACUCUACUGAAGGACCAACCAAGGAGCAUUUACAUCACUGAUGGUUGACUGGAGCCAACCACAGUGACUGACAGCAGAGUGAAACCAACACUGUGCCAGUGCCCCUUAAGUCUUAAUACUGUAACCUACAUGAGUGCAAAGAGUCCUGCAUCCCGAACUUGUCCUUUGCAUUCUAGACAUCCUGUGCUGGAUAUAUUCUGUCUAUAGCUGCACAAUGUAAAUUCAUCAUUGUUUUUUCAUUUUAUGUACAGAAUGCCAUUAACUGAUCUGUUACUCUAGCCCCUUCAUGAUGGAUUUUUUCUUCUUUUUUUUUUCUUCUUUUUUUUACAGUAAUUAUUCUUGAUCCCUGAUAGAAAGUGCAGCUAUGCAUGAAUAAAGGGGAGUUAUGGGCUUAUGUGAUAAAUGUAAACUAAUCUUCCAUGAACAGAAACUUAGAGAGAGAGACUUAUGAUUAUCUUUUGAUUUUUAUUCACCUAAACUUGGUCAUAUGAACAUCCUCACAUCUUAAACAAAAAAAGUCAGCUGUACGAACGUGAAAAUAGGAACUGUUGAAAAAUGUCACUUUGGCCAUCAUUAAAGGUUUUUUAUUACAUAUGUUGGAUCGGUUAUAAUCAUACUAACAACCUUGUGACAAACAAACAUUUAAAGUUAACAAUUAAAAAAUAG
Perca flavescens (yellow perch) is the source of this 1602-nucleotide messenger RNA. It is a transcript of the gene clrn2, whose product is annotated as clarin 2. The coding region runs from base 245 to 946 and encodes 233 amino acids. Lineage: Eukaryota; Metazoa; Chordata; Actinopteri; Perciformes; Percidae. The record is from RefSeq and is a predicted model, not a curated record. The transcript is spliced from 3 exons.